Molecule: messenger RNA, 1632 nt
Organism: Priceomyces carsonii
Lineage: Eukaryota; Fungi; Ascomycota; Pichiomycetes; Serinales; Debaryomycetaceae
Product: C2 domain-containing protein
Exons: 1
Coding region: 1-1632 (543 amino acids)
Source: RefSeq, a predicted model, not a curated record
AUGAAUGGCUUAGAGGACAAUUUUGUACCCGAUUUAUCUGGUGAUGGUAGGCCAGAAUCUGCAGACGGAACAUUAGUGAUUAUAGUUUGCCGGGCGAAGCACUUGCCUAAUAGAAGGAAGCUAGAUAAACAGUCACCCUAUGUCACUUUGAGAUUAGGCACAACAGCUAGAAAGACCGAAGCCCACUUUAGAGCAGGACAAACCCCCGAAUGGACUCAAGAGAUAAGAUUUGAUUUGAGCAGGGAUAGAAAGCCGAUAGUAAGGUUAGACGUUUUAGAUGAAACUAAGAACGAUCCUACGCCUAUUGGAGCCACAGAAAUUGAUUGCUCUAUGGUCUUCUCUAACCCCGACAACCAUCAGAAUGGCAAAUAUAUAUACGAUAAGUGGUAUGAUUUGACUUUGAAUGGGAGAAGGGCUGGAAUGAUAUAUUUAGAAAUGACAUUUUAUCCGACCUCACCGGUGCUACCGCCAAAGGUAGCCAUGCCAUAUAGUUUGGAGCAGGACAUAGGAUCGUUUCACAAUUCUAGGAAUACACUCGUUAAAGACUUGCCUCCGCCACCACCAAAACAUCCAUCCAGAGCCCGAACUCCAAACGUUAGUGAUGAAGUUUUUGUCACUUCUCAGGGAUCAUCUAAGGCUCUGAAGAGGCUUUCUCUUUUCAAAUAUAGUCAAGGCUCAGUUGAUACAACCCCAUUUAACAGCUCAGCUGAUUCCAAUGACCGUGAAGCAGGAGCUGUACAAGUUGAAAGUGGCCCUGAACCUCAAGAAAACCUGGGCGGUACGGGUAAAUUAGCACAUAAGUUCAACAAAUUCAAAGCGAAGUUUCAGUCUAAAGAACCCAUAACCAGCUUUUGGACCCAAAAUAAAGGACCUUUUAAGAUUUCGAAAGAAGAUAGACAGCGUUCCGUCUCACCUAUAAGUGAGUACGGACUUGAUAAUGAUAGCGUAGCAGGUAAUGACGAAUGGCGGGAAGAUAUAAACAAGAAUUCGUUUAUAAAUCAUGAUGAUAAUGUAAUAGAUGAACUGCCUUUACCACCGCCACCUCCUCCUCCCCCACAUUAUGCGACUCCAUCAAAGGAAUACUCAGAGUUACUGCAAGCUGCACUGCAGGUCAGUCCUUUUUCAUCUCCAACUAAAAGGAAGAGUCAGCUGAGUUCCCUGAACACAUUUAAAAAUAGCAGAUCAAUCCCAUUUUCGGCUGACACAAUAGGGAUGGAGACUAAUGAUGAUGGCAUUCCAAGUCAAGUUUUCUUGAUGGAUGAGCCAGUAUCUAGAUUAAAACACCCUUUGCGAAACAUUGAUAACAAUGGAGCUUACAAACUUAAUCCUGAUGAAAUAGAUCCGAAAUAUUACGCACCAACACCAGAUGAACAUUUAACAAGGACUUUGAGGUUGCAAAAUGGAAAUGCUAAUAGUCGUGACUUGUCAAUUGAUUUGAGAACUCGCGAAACUGGCUAUCUUGGUGAUGGGAAAUUUUCCCCUACGAUAUUUGAUAAGCUUGGACAUAACGACGAGAAUCAAAAGCCUAAGCCAAACGUUCCUCCUAAAAUACCGAAGGGUUUAACUGCAGCGGAAUAUUAUAUAUUGGAAAAGGAGAGAUACUUGAAUGACUUGAAGGGGCAAAGACUAUGA